This is a messenger RNA of Papaver somniferum (opium poppy), 927 nucleotides long. RefSeq lists its product as uncharacterized. The transcript has 5 exons. Bases 1 to 927 code for a protein of 308 amino acids. NCBI's taxonomy places the organism in Eukaryota, Viridiplantae, Streptophyta, Magnoliopsida, Ranunculales, Papaveraceae. The record is from RefSeq and is a predicted model, not a curated record.
AUGGAUGCUGUAACUUUAUUUUACAUUUAUUUCUAUUCAUAUGUCUUGCGUCAUCAAAGUAGUGUGUUAAGAGCUAAUGAUCGUUUUGAAUUAACUAUGGUACGAUUGUGGGUGAUGGAAGAUUUGGUAUACAAAAGUGACACCAAAUGUAAAUCCCAACUUCGUAUCGAUAGACGCACUUUUAGAAUUCUUUGUCAUAAGUUGCGCACUGUUAGUGGACUAGAAGAUAAUAGGAAUUGUGAUGUCGAAGAAAUGGUGGCGAUAUUUUUAUAUGUAAUUGCGCAUCACCAUAAGAAUAGAGUUGUGGGUUUUCAAUUCAAGCGAUCAGGAGAUACGAUUAGUAGACAUGUGAACACGGUGUUGAAAGGAGUUAUUAGGCUUCAAGGAGAGUUGUUAAAAGAACCGGUAGCAGUCUCUACAAGUUCUGUUGACCAGAGAUGGAACUGCUUUAAGAACUGCCUAGGGGCAUUAGAUGGAACACAUAUUAGUGUCCACGUUGCAACAGCAGACAAGCCUAGGUAUCGUACAAGGAAAAGCGCAAUUGCUACCAAUGUCUUAGGUGUAUGUUCUCAAGACUUGGAGGUUAUAUAUGUAUAUCCUGGAUGGGAAGGAUCAGCUGCUGAUUCUCGUGUUCUUAGGGAAGCCAUUUACAAAAAAAAUGGCUUAAAAGUUCCACAUGGUUACUAUUACCUUGUUGAUGCCGGUUAUCCAAAUAGUGGAGGAUUUCUUGCUCCCUUUAGAGCCUUAAUGUUUCUUUACAUGACUGAUGAUAAAGAAUGUAAAUUGAAACUUACAUCCGGGGUAGUUAUGGCUUUUCUAUGCACUAUUUGUGAGGUCAGAAAAACAUCAAGAAAACAACAUUGCGAAAGUACCUUUAUGAGAUUUCUACUUGGUGCUUCCACUGCCAUAAACAUGAGGAGAAAUUAA